AAAUAUAAAUAUGGAUAUUAUUAUUUAAAAAACAUAAACAUUUGUUUAAGAAACACUAAAAAAUGCUGAAAAAGGACACGAUUAUGACCAUGUUGAACGUGUUUGGAAAUACUCUUUGAAAAUUGCUUAACUAGAAGAGUAGAAAAAUACAUAAUAAAAAAUAAACUUUCUUGUCCUAUAAUUAGCAGCUUUAUUACAUGAUAUUGCUGAUUAUAAAUUCCAUGCAGGAAAUGAGGAUAUAGGGCCUUAAACAGCUUCUGAUUUUUUGAAAAAUACUGGUCUUGUAGAUUAAGGAACUAUAGACUAAGUUACUCAUAUAAUAAUAAACAUAUCUUUUAAAGGAGCUUAAGUAUAAAAUACUAUGAAAUCAUUGGAAGGAUUAAUUGUUUAAGAUGCUGAUAGGUUAGAUGCUUUGGGAGCUGUUGGAAUAGCCAGAUGCUUUGCUUAUGGGGGUUUUAAAAAUAGGGCACUUUAUGAUCCUCAAAUAUAGCCUGUUUUACAUAAUAGUUCAGAUGCUUAUAAGAAGAAUUAAAGUCCUAGUUUAAAUCAUUUUUAUGAAAAAUUGUUUCAUUUAAAAGAUUAGAUGAAUACGUAAAGUGGGAAGGAAUUAGCGGAAAAAAGACAUGAUUUCAUGGUUGAGUUUGUUAAUAGAUUUAAAUAAGAAUGGGAAGGUAAUUAGUGAUUUUUUUUAUUAAUAAAAUUUAAUUUUUUAUGAGUAUCUUUAUUUAAUUAUUUAUGAUAUUUAUAAAUAUUUAUUUUU
Messenger RNA from Ichthyophthirius multifiliis, 760 nucleotides. RefSeq names its product metal dependent phosphohydrolase, putative. The record is from RefSeq and is a predicted model, not a curated record. NCBI's taxonomy places the organism in Eukaryota, Ciliophora, Oligohymenophorea, Hymenostomatida. The transcript has a single exon.